CAAAAAUCCUUGAAAACCCAGUGACACCAAGAGGGUUGUCACUGUAGCAGAAUCUCGUAGUCGUACAGUUUCCCAAAGCCAUGAACUUUGCAACGCUUGUGCCAUCGCCAAAAUCAGCACGGACGGACCGCAAGAAGGUGUCACCGGUUGCAUCACCGGUGUCACCUUUUCAAGUGGUGCCAGACUCCCGAAGCACCACUGUCUCAGAGCACACUCCAAACACAUCCAGAUCCUUCGGGUGUGGCAACAGCAUCGAGAGCUCAUUUGGCCCCCGGCAUGAGCGCAUGAUCCGCCGGAUGUGCCUGAGGAGCUUCCUUCGCGCCAAUGGCUUCAAAGAGGGAGACCCACACUCUGCACGUGGGGGUGGUUGUUUUUUCAAGCGAGAAAGCGUGUAUCCUAUCCAUGUCGCAGCCAUGCAGGGAGAGUAUGAUGUGCUGGAGAUCCUUUUGGAGGAAGGUGUCGAUGUAGAGAAAGAGACCUCUAGGGGCCGCAGUGUGAUGGAUUGUGCCCUGGCAGGAGACGUUUGCGGUUCCAACCACAUGGUUGUGAAACUCCUACAGCAGUGGUUGAAAAAGUGAACUGAUGGCACUGGCCUUGGCCAUGACUGGCCAUCACUGGCCGUCACUGGCCAUCAGCCUUCCAUGGCAUUGUCCCGGUGAAGACUGAGUAUCUCUGCUUGAGCGCCUUUGAGCGGGUGAAGAGCGCUAGGUUCUACAGCCCAUUUUCCGCAGCGCCUGCUGGCCGCAAGGGCCGCGGGUGGCUUGCAAAGGCUGGGCUUGCAGAGGUUUUUCCUUUCCACCGUUUCAGAUGCGAGAUUCUGCAGAUCUUGCGGUUUAUUCCUGAAAAGUAAUGGCUUUUCAGGUUGUCGUUUCCUUUACUUUCCCUUUCCGGACAUGAACACCAGGUUUGGUUCGGAUUCAUCCCCUCAUAUCACCUGCUAGUGGCCACAGUGGCUUCAUAGACAGAGCGGUACAGUCGGGCCGAGAUGUUUGUACAAUUUUGUACAGUUGAUGGUGGCGUUUAAGCGCGACUGUCUAUGUCAUUACAUGUAUCAUGCUAUAUCUUGGGUUGGGCGCUGCCUGGGUUGACUCAACAGAUUGGCUGAAAAUAAGCGUC
Messenger RNA from Cladocopium goreaui, 1116 nucleotides. NCBI's taxonomy places the organism in Eukaryota, Dinophyceae, Suessiales, Symbiodiniaceae. The record is from the annotation of a GenBank genome assembly.